This is a messenger RNA of Camelina sativa (false flax), 1716 nucleotides long. RefSeq lists its product as uncharacterized. NCBI's taxonomy places the organism in Eukaryota, Viridiplantae, Streptophyta, Magnoliopsida, Brassicales, Brassicaceae. The record is from RefSeq and is a predicted model, not a curated record.
GUAAAAGAAAAGUAUUGGAGAGAGAGAAAGACUUGAAAGAAGAUUUCAGAUUCAAUUUUUCUUCUUUCUUCAUCAAAAUCUUGUAGAGAAAGACCAUGGAUUCUGAGGGAGUGUUAAUGCCGUUGGUCCAUGAGCAUCCUUUGGAGGUAAACCAUUCUUACCAUCCUUGGCACCCUCUUAAGCUCCACACAGGUAAGCCACCAGACUAUUCUGACAGAGCAUGUCGUCUUUGCCUAAGAAUGGUUGAUGAGAUGUUUUAUCAUUGUUCUUCGUGUAACUUUACCUUGGAUAUGGGUUGUGUUUCAAACCCACCACCAAAAACUCUGAUGGAUUUGAAAGCUCAUGAUCAUCAACUCACCCUUCUCCCAAGACUCGAUUCUUUUACAUGUAAUGCUUGUGGGCUGAAGGGAUCUCGAAGCCCUUACGUAUGUUUUCAAUGUGGUUUCAUGAUCCAUCAACACUGUCUUAACCUUCCACGCCUCAUAAACAUUAAUAGGCAUGAUCACCGUGUUUCUCGAACUUCCAUUCUUGGUGUUGUGAAUUCUGUUUGUGGAGUUUGUCACCAAAAGGUGGAUUGGACUUAUGGAGGUUAUUCUUGUCAGCGGUGUCCUAGUUAUGUCGUUCAUUCGAGAUGUGCUACUAGAUAUGAUGUGUGGAACGGGAUAGAACUCGAAGGAGUACCUGAAGAAAUAGAAGAUAUAGAGCCGUUUGUGGUGAUAGAUGACAACACAAUACAACAUUUCAGCCACAAUGAGCAUUACCUAAAACUCCACGUUAAUGGUGUUCUGUGUGAUGACAACAAGCGGUGCAGCGCGUGCAGCCAUCCCAUAUGUCUCCAGUCCUUCUACGGAUGUAUGGACUGUGAUUUUAUUCUCCAUCAAAACUGUGCUGGAUUUCUUAGAAAGAAACGACAUGUGCUACACAAUGAACGACUUACUCUAGUGACAACCGAUAACAAAUUCUUUACAUGUCAUGCUUGUGGUAACAUGUCCAAUGGUUUCAGGUACCAGCAUGGGGAUAUAAAAAUCGAUGUUCGGUGCAGUUCAAUUUCUGAGCCAUUUGUCCAUUCAAGUCAUCCUGAUCAUCCCUUAUAUUACACUGUAUUACAUGAGUGUAGAUUUUGCCAUGGUUGCAACACGAAUCGUUACCAUGUGCUUAGAUGCAUUGAAGAUGGUUGCAAAUUUUCAUUGUGCUUCAAAUGCGCCACUCUACCACUAGUGGUAAAGCACAGAGUUGAAAAUCAUCCUCUCUCACUAUGCUAUGGAGAAAAGGCAAGUGGUAAAUACUGGUGUGAUAUUUGUGAGAAAGAAACUAAUCCAGAAACAUGGUUCUACACAUGUAAAGAUCACCAAGCUAGUUUGCAUAGAGAUUGUGUGCUCGGAGACUUUUUAGGUCUGAUGCCAAGAAGCACAAUAGAGGGUGACCCUGAAUUAUAUGAGGUGGUGCUCAAUAACAGUAUAUAUCGUCCAUUAUGCAGAAAGUGCAAGUUGCAUUGCAUUUACCCUAUCGUCGUGAAGAUGCUUGGAACCUCAGAUGAAUACUUGUGCUCUUUAAGAUGCGCCACUUACGAUUAAAGCCCAAAAUGAAACAGAAAGCAUGCAUGUUAAUGUAUCGUUAUUUCUUUAGAUUUCUUGUGUCAUUUCUUUUACAAGUUCAUUUGCAUUGUGAAUUGAUUUCCUUAAUGUAUCGAUUUGAUAUAUAUGAUAUGUAUCUAAA